Molecule: messenger RNA, 1392 nt
Organism: Linderina pennispora
Lineage: Eukaryota; Fungi; Kickxellomycota; Kickxellomycetes; Kickxellales; Kickxellaceae
Product: DUF300-domain-containing protein
Exons: 3
Coding region: 1-1392 (463 amino acids)
Biological process (GO): transport
Molecular function (GO): transporter activity
Source: RefSeq, a predicted model, not a curated record
AUGGUAUGGCUAGCAGGACUGUGCAGCUGGACAGCAACGCUAAUGUCUCUGUGGGCGGUCUGGUCCCACUGCAAACACUACAGCCAGCCGAACCUGCAGCGGUGGGUUGUGCGGAUAAUCGUCAUGGUGCCCGUGUAUGCACUGACGGCAUGGGGGAGCCUGAUAUCCGUCGAGUCGGCAUACUACCUGGACGCGCUGCGCGACGUGUAUGAGGCCUUUGUGAUAUACUGUUUUGUGAGCCUGUUGAUAUCGUACUUUGGCGGCGAGCGGGCGUUCCUGCUGGUGAUGCAUGACAGCGACCCGACGCCGCUGUUCUGGCCAGCGUCGCUGGUGCGGCGGGACCUAGACCUGAGCGACCCGUACGACUACUUGUUUCUGAAGCGGGGCAUUCUACAGUAUGUGGUGGUGAAGCCGAUCCUGGCAGCGGCGACAAUGUUGAUGCGGUCGACGGGCGUGUACCGCGAGGGCAGCUGGGGGCUGGCGAGCGGGUACAUGUGGACGCAGCUGGUGUACAAUGCGAGUGUGUCGCUAUCGCUGUACUGCCUGGUGGUGUUCUACAUGGCGACCAAGGACCACCUGGCGCAGUGGACGCCGCUGCCCAAGUUUCUGUGCAUCAAGGCAAUCGUGUUUUUCUCGUACUGGCAGGGGCUUGGCAUAUCGAUCCUGGUGGCACUAGGGCUGAUUCACGACACACCCGAGCUGUCGGCUGACCACAUCGCAACGUUUCUGCAGAGCUGGCUGAUCUGCCUGGAGAUGGUGGGCGGCGCGCUGGGUCACUGGCUGUCGUUCUCGUACCACGACUAUGUGCCGGUGUUCCACCUGGCCGGGCGCGUGCGCCUAUUCCACGCUGUGCGCGAUGCGCUGGGCCUGAAGGACGUGUUUGUGGAUGCCAAGAGCGCCUGGUCGGGACACCAGUACACAUACCGGUACUUUGACCCGAUUUCAACUGCUGCCAUCCAUGGCGGCAAUUCGUCGUCGUCGGGGGGCGCGAUCAAGGAGCGGCGGCUACGGGCUGGCAUGCGGUAUACGCAGGGCGGCAAAAAGACGUACUGGCUGCCGAGCCGCCGCGUGCAGCGUGCAGCUAUGAGACAGCCGGACGAGCGCACGCGCUUGGUGUCUGGGCCGCCACCGGCGGGCGCCGACCUGGCGGUGCUAUCGAUGGAUCUGGGUGAGCGCGAGAUGUUGAGCGACGACGCAUUGUACAAUGAUGCACGGACGGUCGAAGGCGAUUUUAACUACCCAGUGGUUGAGGUCGGCGUGGCCUUUGGGUUCAGCCGCAGAAGACCGUAUGGCCACACGAUCUCUCAUCGUCGGAGCUCGGAGGCCGGCCGGCCGGCUGUACAGAGCGAGACGUUUGCGGUGCCGGUGUCGGGAUAUGGUGCCUUUGCAUAA